AUGAGCCCCUCGACUGGUAAAGGAGCGUCUCAUCGGCGCGCCUCCCUGAAAUGCACCUAUUGUGAGCGUGCGUUCUCGCGCACUGAGCAUCUCACACGGCAUGAGCGCUCUCACCGGAACGAGAAGCCAUUCAGCUGCAACUACUGCGACGCCACGUUCAGCCGGAAGGACGUGAUCAAGCGACAUCACCUCCGAUAUCAUCAAGCUAUUGCUGAGAUGGUUGGCGUGACGUCCGAGCCAGCUUUGCCGACAUUUCUGCAUCCCGCACCACCGGCACCUGUGCAGCCAGUCAUCAUGUCACCUUCACCCCAGGACGUCUUCCUUGAUUUCUCACAGGGAGAGAACCCCGCUGUUGCGGCCUUGAGCAGACAGGAUGGGCAUUCCAGCCUACUCAUGGAUAACUAUAUCAUGGAUGCUUUUCUUCCAGACUUGGACACUCAGUCAGCGCCAGAUGAAUGGCACGCAGGAAACCUCUCUGGCACCUUCAUACCUGGUGGUCUUACUGGUCGGCCUCUAGACCUACCUUUCUGGAGAGGCUCCCUCGAACUGUCGGAGAAAAAGAGAGGUCAACUGUUCACAGAGACGAAAGACGUUUUGAGAAAAGCAGGGAUUGGUAACAUAGCGGAAUUUCCGACUCGUUUGAGCUUAGAGAGAUUCCUCGUGACUUUCUUCGAAUGUUUCCUUGAUUACCUCCCUUUCAUUCAUGUUCCGACCUGGCAAGCCGAGGCGGCACAUCCUUGUCUUCUCUUAGCGAUGCUUGCGGUUGGCGCAGGGCCCUACAAAGAAUACGAUGUUGCCCAUGCUCUUUAUUACGCCGCGAGAUCCUUGAUUAUGACAUAUCUCGGAAACACUCCUUCAUCAGCCUCCGAACACCCUCUCUGGGUGAUGCAAUCGCUGCUGAUCACAAUCUCGUAUGGCGUUCGUAGCGGUGAACGAGAAAUGUUCGACGACGCAGUUUCGUGGACCUCAUCUCUAGCAAAUGUUGUUCGCUGGGGUUCGACACCAGACAAGUAUUGCGACCUAGAGCAUGACAUACAAGGAUCAUGGCAAGAUUGGGUAGAGGAUGAGAUGGCUGUUCGGACCCACUGGGCUGCCUACACGGUUUUAUGCGUUCUGACCGUCUGCUUCAAUGUCCCUCCCGUACUGAUGAGUCAUGAAAUGAGCCACAUUCGGCUACCGUGCAAUGAAUCAGAGUGGUCAAGCGCUACUUUUGAAUCAUGGAUCAAGGCCAGGAUGGGCCGUUGUCGAGACUGCCCAUGUUUUGGAGAAGCGCUGGAGAUCCUCCUUGGUUCAGGAGCACUGCAAAGGAACACUAUCAGCCUUUUCGGAACCUACGUGCUCCUGCAUGCGAUUUUGCAGAAUAUCUGGGCGUUGAGACGGAACAUCUGGCUAGAACCAACGCAUCUCGCUAGCUGCUUACAGAAAACAGACGUUAGUCUCGGAAGGUGGCAUUCGUGCUGGGCGGGAAACGUAGAAUCAUCCGUGUCACCGCGAAACCCUCACAGUGCCGUGACUGCAAAUCCAGCAGCACUCUUUCGCCUGGCAUAUAUGUGGGUCGGAGUUGAUUUCUCUUCGGUACGGGCUGCCAUUGCCUCUCAUGAUCCGGAAACGAUAGAGCGAAGCUUCAAGCAGCUAUCGAUCCCAAUAACAGGAUCGGACCUGACAUUUAAGAUCAUCAUGCAAGCAGUCGACGCUCUUAAGACACGAGUUAAAUUAGGAAUGAUGCUCAGAGAGCAACGGCUGGGCUGUUUUCAGAGUCUUGAAGUCCAUCUAUUUUCCCUGGAGUGCUGCCUUUUCGCUUGUGCAUGGUUGAAGGCGGCAGAGAGCCGUCCCGAGCAAGAGUGGUCAGCCGACGAAGCACAAGUCAUCCAGCUGGUCCGCGAGAUUUUGUCGGAAGUAGAUUUGCCUGCCACUCGUUCUCAAACGGCAAAUGCUGUACGAGUAGUGUAUGCAUGGGCGUUGAUAUUGAAGCGUCGCGCGGUAUGGAAACUCCAGAAGAUAAUUGCAGAUUCACUGGAGCAGUUUGCGGAUAGCUUUUAA
Molecule: messenger RNA, 2040 nt
Organism: Penicillium subrubescens
Lineage: Eukaryota; Fungi; Ascomycota; Eurotiomycetes; Eurotiales; Aspergillaceae
Product: C2H2-type zinc finger protein
Exons: 8
Coding region: 1-2040 (679 amino acids)
Biological process (GO): regulation of transcription by RNA polymerase II; DNA-templated transcription
Cellular component (GO): chromatin
Molecular function (GO): RNA polymerase II cis-regulatory region sequence-specific DNA binding; zinc ion binding; DNA-binding transcription factor activity, RNA polymerase II-specific
Source: RefSeq, a predicted model, not a curated record